Messenger RNA from Ictalurus punctatus (channel catfish), 5019 nucleotides. It is a transcript of the gene adcy7, whose product is annotated as adenylate cyclase 7. NCBI's taxonomy places the organism in Eukaryota, Metazoa, Chordata, Actinopteri, Siluriformes, Ictaluridae. Gene Ontology annotation, molecular function: adenylate cyclase activity. The coding region runs from base 750 to 4070 and encodes 1106 amino acids. Gene Ontology annotation, biological process: adenylate cyclase-inhibiting G protein-coupled receptor signaling pathway; adenylate cyclase-activating G protein-coupled receptor signaling pathway; intracellular signal transduction. The record is from RefSeq and is a predicted model, not a curated record. Gene Ontology annotation, cellular component: plasma membrane. The transcript has 28 exons.
GUGCGUGCGCGCACCCAUUUCCGCGCGCGGAAAGCUCGACUCGCUCUCAGCAGCACGCGAACCUUUCGCGCUGAGACAAACUGCCUCGGAGUGUAUGUGUGACACAGAGAGAGAGAGAGAGAGAGAGAGAGAGAGAGAGAGAGAGAGAGAGAGAGAUCUGGAAACAAACCCGGUGUGUUUUAGUUUAAAAGAAGAAGAGAAAAAAAAAACUCUAGAGGAGAUUCUGGAGCAGGUCGAAAUAUUUCCGCAAGAAGAAGGAGAAGAAGAAGGAGAAGAAGAAGAAGGAGGAGGAGGAGAAGACGGUUUGUUGUUUCUCCGCUAACACGGUUCAGGUCGUGAGGUCCGUGUUCAGUCUCGAGGAGCCUGGAACUGUAAAACACACGGCUAACUGCAGGAUGACCGCCUGAGUGAGCGCACACGGAUUUUCUUUACUUCUCCUGAGUCUUGGAGGGAUCCGUGACGACCGUCCGGACAUUCCACGUCCUUUACCGUUCCGCGUGACGUCCGAAUCUCUCCGUACGCCCGAGAGGAAGAUGAGAGCAAUGGUCCAGUAAAGAGGACCGAACAGCAUGUGUCGUCGGACAGAAUGACUCAUUUAGGAGAAGAGAAAACUCGUGUGGUUUGCAGUGGAACCUCAUAAACCAACACACACACACACACACACACAUACAGUCUCUAUGGCCAUAUUCGCAUAGCAACCCCUUGUGCUGGACUGAGGCUGGGUUUUUGCUGCACUGUGAUUGGUCAGGAUGCCGGCGAAAGGGAAGUACCUCCUUAAUGAGCAGAAGCUGAAACAGGAAGCACUGUACAGGAAGUUCUCAUGCAUCAGCCAGUAUCAGCCUCUGGUCUUGCUGCUCGGACUGAGCGUGCUCACGUGUGCUAUCCUGCUGGUGCUGUUUUUCAGCCUGGGGCUGAAAGUGGCCCACCAUAUAGCGUUUGUGGCCGUGGUUAGCGCCGCGCUGUGUGUGUUCCUGGGCGUGUUUGUGCUGGUCUGUACCGAGGCGCUCACUCAGAAAUGGACCACGCUGUUGGGUCUGGUGGUGUGGGCUACACACCUCACCAUGGGAUUUACCUUCAUCUAUUGCACAAAGCGCAUUUUUCCUUGGGACCAGGUGCCUUUCUUCCUCUUCAUCAUCAUCACGGUGUUCACGUUGCUCCCCUUCCAGAUGUGGUACGCCGUCAUCCUCAGCAUCGUCUCCUCCCUCUCUCACAUUAUUGUCCUGUCGGUGCACUUGAAGUCCGAGGUCCCGGGGCCUGACCUCACCAGUCAGCUCAUGUCGAACGCGGUGGUGUUUGUGUGUGGGAGUGUAGUGGGAGCGUUUCAUAAGGUUCUAAUGGAGAAAGCACUCAAGCAGACUUUCCAGGACACACUGCGCUGCCUCGGCAUCCGUAUGAAACUGGAGAUCGAGAAGAGGCAGCAGGAGAAUCUGUUGCAGUCAGUUCUGCCUGUAUAUAUUUCGAUGGAGAUGAAGCUGGCCAUAAUGGAGCGCUGUAAAUGCAAAGAUAAGGAGGCACAGCAGCGGCUGGUCAAAGACAACAACUUCCACAGUCUCUACGUCAAGAGGCACGAGAACGUCAGCAUCCUGUAUGCAGACAUUGUUGGUUUCACUCGUUUAGCCAGCGACUGUUCUCCCAAAGAGCUGGUGAUCAUGCUGAAUGAACUCUUUGGAAAAUUUGACCAGAUUGCCAAAGAGAAUGAGUGUAUGAGGAUAAAGAUCCUGGGUGAUUGUUAUUACUGUGUAUCCGGACUACCCGUCUCCUUACCGAAACACGCCAAGAACUGCGUCAAAAUGGGUUUGGACAUGUGUGAAGCAAUUAAGCGGGUUCGAGAGGCGACAGGAGUGGAUAUUAACAUGCGCGUUGGCGUGCACUCUGGAAACGUGCUCUGCGGCGUCAUUGGUCUACGCAAAUGGCAGUUUGACGUCUGGUCACAUGACGUCACCUUGGCCAAUCACAUGGAGUCUGGAGGGUUGCCUGGCCGGGUGCACAUCACCGAGGCCACUCUGAAGCAUCUGAAUAAAGCGUACGAGGUGGAGGAAGGAAACGGCCACCUCAGAGACACUUACCUGAAGGAGCUCCACAUCAAGACUUACCUGGUUAUAGACCCCCGGUCUAAGGACCCGUCCCAGUGCAGCCGUAGCAUUCCUAAGCAGCGCGUGAACGACGGUUUGAAGAUGCGAGCGUCCGUCAGAAUGACGCGCUACCUGGAGUCGUGGGGGGCCGUGAAGCCCUUCUCCCAUCUCCAGAACAGAGAGGGCUUAAUCACGGACACUAUGGUGAACAGCAAGAGCCGCUUCAAGGACAUUCCUAUGAGAUCAGCGCCAUUAAAAAUGACAGAGAGCUUCGAUGAGUCUCUUGAGGAGUCCUUGUCCUUUCCCACCCCUCCCUUCAGCGUGAAUAAGAAUAAGUCCCAGAAGACCAAGUUUGACGAGCAGCUGCACAACGAGAUGAUCACCACCAUCGAUGAGCUGAGCUCUAGCAAGCAGUGGGUGAAGUCGGAGGAGAUUUCUGGUCUCACUCUGUGGUUCACUAAGCGCGGGCUGGAGAAACAGUACAGGACUACAGAAAUGCCUAGUUUUAAGUACUACGUCAGCUGUGCCACUUUUAUCUUCCUGUGUAUCUUCAUCAUUCAGAUGUGUGUCACACAACAACCUAAGAAGCUGGGGUUGGUGUUUGCGUUGUUGGCGUGUGUGUUACUCCUGACCCUUGCCAUCUGUUUUGCCGGUCACAUUCAGAAAUUGUUCCCGGAGAAGCUCGAAUCCUGCCAGUGGUUAUCGGCCGUGUCCGAAGCCGUGGUCAAGAGGCCUUUUGUGCGUCUCCCGCUAGUAACCAUCACUACUUCGGUUAUCGUCACCAUUGCCUCGUUCAGCCUGUGUUUUAACCCUGUCGAUGUUCGGGGAAAUGAAAGCAGCAUAAACGGGUUUCAUAAUGAUCAUCUCUUCUGCUUGCCUUAUUCGGUGUAUAGCUGUAUCCUGACAUUACUGGUGUGUGGAGUAUUUCUGAGAGUGUGCUUCGAGCUGAAGAUGGCCUUCCUCUUCAUCGCUUCAGCCAUUUAUUACAUCAUCAUCGGCUGUACUCAGAACGAUCUGUUCAAUAUGUACAGCUGCUUGCUUUAUACAGUCAACAGUUGCAGUCCUGAGAACUUCACUGAGGGAUUCAGAUAUUCACUGAUGAGGGAAGGAGGACUGAUGAAACAGCCGCAGAUUAUGAGCUGCAUCUACAUCACGCUGUUCCUGGUUACCAUGCUGCUUAUAUCACGUCAGGACGAUUUCUGCUGCCGUCAGGAGUUCCUGCUGAAGAACAAGAACCGCACGGAUAAAGACGAGAUCGAGCUGUGCGAGAAUCUGACGCGGCUGCUGCUGGAGAACGUUCUCCCGGCUCACGUGGCCGCGCUGUUCGUAGGCGAGAACAAAAAGAACGAGGACCUGUACUACAAGUCGUACGAUUGCGUGUGCGUGAUGUUCGCUUCAGUCCCUGACUUUAAGGAGUUCUACACCGAGUGCGACAUCAACAAAGAGGGACUGGAGUGUCUGCGACUGCUUAACGAGAUCAUCGCAGACUUCGACGAGUUGCUGUCUAAGCCAAAGUUCAGCGGCGUAGAGAAGAUUAAGACUAUCGGGAGCACGUACAUGGCUGCUGCAGGUCUUAGCGGGACACCUGGACAGGAGACGAACCAGGACCGGGACCGCGAGCGGCAGCCGGCACAGAUCGGCAUCAUGGUGGAGUUCGCCAUCGCCCUGAUGGGAAAGCUGGACGGCAUCAACCGCCAUUCGUUUAACAGUUUUAGACUGCGUGUGGGAAUAAACCACGGGCCGGUAAUAGCGGGGGUGAUCGGCGCACGCAAGCCGCAAUACGACAUCUGGGGAAACACUGUGAACGUAGCCAGCCGAAUGGAGAGCACCGGAGAACUGGGCAGGAUCCAGGUGACGGAGGAGACGUCGGACGUGCUGCAGAAGUUGGGUUACUCGUGCGAUUGCCGAGGUCUGAUCAACGUGAAGGGGAAAGGCGAACUCAAAACGUUUUUCGUCUGUACAGACUCCAAUAAGCAGCAGGGAAUGGGGCUCAGCUGAAAGUGCUGACCUUCUCACACAUACACAUCUGGAUGGAUAGGGUUUUCUUUCUUUCUUUUUUUCUUUAUGCUGUUAUACAAGUCUGAGAGGACUUCCAAAUGUUAGAAGACUGGGCCAGAAGCCUAAAAAACCCUCACAAAGCCAGAAACUUUGAACAAAUACACACUGGCCGAGAAGGAGCGAUCCAACCCGAUGCUGGAGCAGGGUUUUUUUUUUUCUCUUUCUUUGUUUUUUUCCCCCUAGUGUUCGGUGACUUUAAACUCGUCUGCUCCUGUUCUGAUCCUUAAAAACUGUGGCGGGAACUAAACGAGCUCACAGAAGAGGAACUCCGGGCGUUUUGAACACUGCCGAUUGUCACCGUAUGUCUUUGUGUUAAAUUCGACAUUACUAACAAAUGAUGCGACCUGCACACUCCAACAUGAAGAGGACGUUUUAUUAUUAUUAUUAUUAUUAUUAUUAUUAUUUCCUAGGACGUGAUGUGAAGACUUCCUGCUGAAUGACCUUUUUCCAAAAACUGUUUCCAAUUUUCAUAUUUCUGUCAUAGUCAUGAAAUGCUGGCCUAAUCUAACAGGAUUUUACGUCAUUUUAGCUGUUCCAUGAUUAAUUUAAGAAGACUAAGCAGAUCUAAACAUACAGCAACGCACCUGACUGCCAUUAUGACUCCUCCUAUUUGAAGGCGUGGCCAUGUCCUUGUUGCACUUCCUAUUCCUGUUCGCUUCGAGCCGCAUCUGCUUUUCUGACGUGCGUCGCGAUGACGUUUUAAGGAAGGAAAAGUUGAACACGGUGUGGCCGUCUACGGAUGAAGCGGAUACGCUGAAAGUAACGUGGGUGCACUGUAACAUUUAACUGAACUGAAACUAACAUCUUCGCCAUUUUAAACUUCAGUACAAGGUGUGUAAGUUAAACUUGCUGUACAGGAUCAGUAUGGAAAUAAAUAAUUUUACACGUU